Chenopodium quinoa (quinoa) is the source of this 1987-nucleotide messenger RNA. RefSeq names its product protein ABHD17B-like. The transcript has 6 exons. The coding region runs from base 532 to 1686 and encodes 384 amino acids. The record is from RefSeq and is a predicted model, not a curated record. NCBI's taxonomy places the organism in Eukaryota, Viridiplantae, Streptophyta, Magnoliopsida, Caryophyllales, Amaranthaceae.
AAAAUAAAAAAAUAAAAAAUAAAUCUAAGUACUAAUUAUUAGAAAUAUGAUGUUUUUUUUUUUAAAUAUGCCAAAUAUACACAUGAAAUUGCUAUAUCUAAAGGGUGGGAGUAGGCAAUAUAUCAUAUUCAAAAUCAUAAUUUUCACCAAAAAAAAUAUUCAAAAUCAUAAUUCUAUGGACCUCACAUACAAAUGGUAGGUAUUAAUUAAUCAAAUUUAAACAAGGAUAAAGAGGGAAAAGUGUUACAAAUUGCAUAAAGUUGCUUAAAACAAAUUUGCAUAAAAUCUUCUAUUGCCUUCUUAAAACCGAUAAUCACUCUCACUAACAAUUAUACCAAUCAUUCUGCUUUGUCCUUCCAAUAAACAAACAAAAUUUCAAAAAAAAAAAAAAAAAAAAAAUCCAAAAUUAUUGCUCUAUAUACAGCCAAUUUUUCCACUUAACAGUUGUUAUUUUCCUAUCUAACACAAAUUAUGUGAUAAUAUCAAACUCAUUUGUCCUAAUCAAAUUUUAAUUUUUUUUGAAAAAAAAUUAUGGGGUCUGCAACAUCAUCAAUGGCAUCAAAAUUUGCCUUUUAUCCUCCAGAUCCACCAACAUAUAGAAUUAUAAGUGACGAAACAACUAAAAAACCGGCUCUUUCGAAUGUUCUUAGGAGGGAAAAUGUUGAUGUGUUGAAGUUGUGCACAAAAAGAGGCAAUCAAAUUGUUGCUGUUUUUAUUAAGAACCCUUCUGCUACAUUAACUGUCCUGUAUUCUCAUGGUAAUGCUGCUGAUUUAGGCCAGAUUUUUAACAUCUUCUCUGAGCUUAGUGCUCAUCUUGAUGUUAAUCUUAUGGGGUAUGAUUACUCUGGUUAUGGUCAAUCUUCUGGGAAGCCAAGUGAGCAGGAUACAUAUGCAGAUAUAGAAGCAGCAUAUAAAUGUCUAGGAGAAAAGUAUGGAGUAAAAGAUGAAAACCUUAUAUUAUAUGGACAGUCUGUAGGGAGCGGUCCAACUCUCGAGCUAGCGAUACGUGUUCCUCGUCUGAGGGCUGUAAUCCUACAUAGUGCCAUCCUCUCAGGCAUCCGUGUUAUGUAUCCUGUCAAACGAAGUUACUGGUUUGACAUUUAUAAGAACAUAGACAAAGUUCCUCUAGUCAAUUGUCCUGUUUUAGUUAUCCAUGGAACAGCAGAUGAAGUGGUGGAUUACUCACAUGGUAAAAAAUUAUGGGAACUAUGCAAGGAAAAGUAUGAACCUUUAUGGGUGAUAGGAGGAAAUCACUGCAAUUUGGAGCUUUAUCCAGAGUACUUGAGGCAUCUUACUAAGUUCAUUUCAGCGAUUCAGAAACUACCGCCUUCCCAAGAUAUAAUACUAGAAUCUGAGCAAAUUAAUGCAGAUUUGUCGGAAUCAGGUGGUGAUGUAAAAGGAAUUAGUUUUCGGUCUAGUACAGACCAAAGUGAAAAGUCUUCUUCUCGACUAAUCAAUGAGCACCGUGACAAGUCUAGAACAAGUGUUGAUGAUAAGGAGAAGCCCAGGGCAAGCAGUGAUAGGAAAGAAAGAGCAAGGAGGAGCAUUGACAAACAAAGCAAAACCAGAAAUAGUACAGAUCAAGCUGAGAAGCCGAGGAGAAGCUUUGAUAGGUUUGGAGACAUGGUGAGAUCGGUUGGGUUAUGCAAUGUUGAUUGUUUUAAGCAAACAGCAACCGCAGUUUGAUUAAGGUGGAUCAUAGGACAUGCAGACUGCAAUGUUAGUACUAAAUCUCAUAACUCAUCGUCAAAAUUCAUUCUGUUCUAAGUUAUUCUGAUUCCGUAUAAGGAAAAGAAACAAAGAAUCUGAUGUGCAAACGCUGAAGCUAUACUGCGCCUAAUUGGUGAAAAUUAUCAUUGAAGAGUAUACUUAAGUGUUGGUGUAAAGAAAUGCUUAAAGGCAAUUCUUGGCUGUGAUAGUUGAUCGAGUUGUUCACUUUUAACAUGAUUAUGCAAUAAGAGUGUAGAAAAGUCCUAUUUUCCUCAUA